AUGGCAUCGACAUCUCGCAUUUCCGUGUUUGAGACAGCUCCAGCUACUCAGUCUACAGGUGAUGUGGACAAGAAAAACCCUGACUCGCCGACAGUCUUUGCCCCCGACGACUCGACCUCUUCGGUCAGGCGCGGUAGUAUCGAGCAGCCGUAUAGAACGUACAAGAUCCGUUGGUUCGGGCUUGUGGUGUUGACACUACUGAACAUCAUGGUUAGCUGGUCGUGGCUCACCUUUUCACCCGUCACUUCAUCAACUGCCAAGUUCUACAAAGUAGACGAAACAAUGGUGAACUGGCUAAGCACCAUCUUCGUCUUUGCAAACUUCGCCAUGACCCUCGUCACCAUCAAGCUCCUCGACUGGGGCCUUCGUCCGACCCUCAUCAGCGGCAGUGCGCUUCUGCUAAUCGGCAACUGGAUCCGUUAUGCUGGGUCUUACUCCUCCGACGGUAAUAAAGUUGCAGUCGUCGCUGUCGCUCAAGCGCUGCUGGGCAUGUCGCAGUCUCUUGUGCUGAGUGCCCCGACGCGCUUUUCUGAAACGUGGUUUACGAGUAAAGGGCGUGUGACGGCGACUGCUGUUAUGAGUCUUGCAAAUCCGACUGGAGCUGCGGUUGGAUCCAUCGUCGUUCCGUUGUGGACGAAUGAGCCUAGUGAUAUUUCUUCUGUGGUUCUAUACGUUGCCAUCAUUGUAUGUCUCAACCUUCCGCUCUUCCUUCCGAGACCAUCGUCCAGAAGCUCAUCAUCACAGUCAUCUGCCGUGGCCAUUGCUGGCUUCUUUGUUCCAGGCGCGCCAGCAACUCCCCCCUCCGCGAUUGACGAUACAAAUCGGCCCAAGGUCUUACCCUCAUUACGCAUACUGAUUCGAUCGUUGGAAUGUUACCUGAUUAUAAUUCCCUUCUGGGUUUACACUGGUCUCUUCGUCGCCACAACGUCCCUGAUCAACCAGAUCGUCACGCCCUACGGCUUCUCGGAUACCGAGGCCGGUAUUGGAGGCGGUCUCCUCAUCGUUUUAGGUCUCAUCUUCUCUGCCAUCACAGCUCCCAUAAUCGACCGAACCAAGAAAUUUAUCCUCGUAACGAAAUGCGGAGUAGUAGUCGGCGGACUCUGCUAUCUGGCUCUGGUAUGGGUUCCAAGCACAAAAGAGAUCGGUGCACUAUACGCUAUUCUGUGCUGCAUCGGCAUCUCGUCACUUUCUAUCGUUCCUGUGGUCUUGGAGGUUCUGACAGAGUUCUCGUAUCCCGCGGGCGCCGAGAUCACUAGCACUACUGCCUGGGCUGGCGGUCAGUUACUUGGAGGUUGUUUCAUCAUUCUCGGUAACGGUAUGAAGGCUGCUGAGAGUGCUGACCCGCCUCGCAACAUGAAGGACUUUACUGUCUUUCAGGCUGUGUUGGCCAUGGCCAUGAUACCUUUGCCUCUUAUGUUGGGGAUGUUCGGGCGCAGCGAUCAGGUAGCUCUGAAACUCAGCAGCGUCGCCGCGCACGAUCUCGACUAUGUCAAUGGCGAGACCGGUGUGAGCAUCAACAGCUUGUCCAGAGCUCGAGGCUUCAACGCACCACGAUCAGAUGAAGAAUCGCGGCGUCAAUAUUGUUUUGGGACAAGACAGAACCAGAUUUAUGUUACCGACUUCUUGCAAAGUAACUUGGACAUCUUGACAGGCCAUUCGACAUGCUGGCUCAACAGAGGCAUCGCCGGUCUAAGAACAGAACUGGAAAGAAACCUCACAUCCACUCGUGGAUCGGAUAUGCAGGUCCCGAAGUGCCCUAUCAAUAUCACAAGCUCAGGCAACACCUACCUAAUCGACUUUCCCGAGAACAGCUAUCACGUCAAUACACUUUCGGAAUCUAUGCUGAUAAUACUCACGAGUAUACACGUGGCCGCUAUGACACUCGCUUUCUUUAUAGUAUACCCUAUAAUCCUGAUCUUUUCGACACUGAUAGCUCUUGGGGAACUCAUCGAGCGACCCUUGUUUAAAGCUCGGAUAGAGAGUUGGCAAAAGAUACUUUUCUGCGUCUUCUUCCUCCCUCUACUGGCCAUUGGCCUGCUAUGCGGACUAACCGGUAUGGGGUCUUCAGACCAUUUUCGAACUGAACAUGGGAUUAUUGGGUUAGUCACAGCAGUUCUGGCGACAUUGGCAGUAGGAGUCUACCUCAUCGAGAACAACCUCAGACCAAAGAUCUCAAUAAGCCGGAGAUGGCGCCGGGUCCACAUGAUGGUCAACUACACCGACAUCUUCAUUUGCCAGGCUGUUCUCAUGCUUUCGGGCUUUGCCCUACCCGACGGAAUCGACGACUUCCAAGUUAUGAGUCUUUGCGGCACAAGACAUAUAUCCACUUCGCUAUCUUUCUCAGUGGGCAUGAUGGUAGCGUUCGUGUGGAACAGUGCGAUGGCGGCCAUGACGCUUCAGUGGUGGCUUGUUCGCAGGGCUAGUGGGGAUAAGCCUCCGGGCAAGAUGUGGCUAUUGGUAUCACGCGUUUUUAGGCGAAAUACGAACACCUGCGAGGAUGAUGAGUAG
Messenger RNA from Fusarium tjaetaba, 2508 nucleotides. Its product is annotated as permease of the major facilitator superfamily. Gene Ontology annotation, cellular component: membrane. The record is from RefSeq and is a predicted model, not a curated record. Gene Ontology annotation, molecular function: transmembrane transporter activity. The transcript has 5 exons. NCBI's taxonomy places the organism in Eukaryota, Fungi, Ascomycota, Sordariomycetes, Hypocreales, Nectriaceae. Gene Ontology annotation, biological process: transmembrane transport. Bases 1 to 2508 code for a protein of 835 amino acids.